AUGACGUCACCGCUCAACAUCAGCCAACAAGACCUAGCCCUUAUGGCCGGCAAAUACGGAGAUGCCGCCAUGAUCCUCAACGCCACUUACUUCGGGAAGGGGGUUGUAAUUCUCACCAAAACCCUCACUGGCGAGAGUAUGGAUGUCAUCGAUGAACCAAAAACCAACAAAACAACAGACAUUAUCGAUGUCAACGUAGUUCAGAUCGCAUUCUGCGUCCUCUACACAAUGAUCUUCGUUUUGGGAGUCUUCGGAAAUGUUCUUGUCUGCUACGUCGUAUUCAGAAAUAAAGCAAUGCAAACAGUCACGAAUCUCUUCAUAACUAAUUUGGCUUUAUCAGAUAUACUGUUAUGUUUAUUCGCAGUACCUCUAACGCCUAUGUAUACGUUUCUAGGACGAUGGGUAUUUGGAAGACUUCUAUGCCAUCUGAUGCCAUAUGUUCAAGGGACUAGCGUUUACAUAUCCACAUUAACCCUUACAUCUAUUGCUAUAGACAGAUUCUUCGUUAUCAUAUAUCCAUUUCAUCCACGUAUGAAACUCAAUACUUGUAUAUUUAUAAUUAUUUUCAUAUGGCUAUUCUCUCUCGUCGUUACAUGUCCUUAUGGACUCUUCAUGGGCUUGUUGAUCACAAAGAAUAAAACUUAUUGCGAAGAAAGUUGGCCUUCCGAUAGAUCGAGAAGAAUAUUUGGAGUGUUCACAACAGUACUUCAAUUCUUAAUACCGUUCCUAGUGAUAGCCAUAUGUUAUACUUGCGUUAGUAUAAGAUUAAACGACCGAGCGAGGUCUAAACCUGGUGCUAAAAAUACUAGAAGAGAGGAAGCUGACAGAGAUCGAAAGAGGCGGACAAACAGAAUGCUUAUAUCAAUGGUCGCCAUAUUUGGAAUAUCAUGGCUUCCUUUAAAUUUGAUAAACAUAUUCAACGAUUUUUAUGCACAAAUGACAGAGUGGAACUACUACUAUGUGUCAUUUUUUCUGGCACAUUCUAUGGCGAUGGCGUCAACGUGCUACAAUCCAUUUCUUUAUGCAUGGUUAAAUGAGAAUUUUAGGAAAGAAUUCAAGCAAGUACUACCAUUUUUUGAGUCUACUGGUGGAGUACGUAAUAGCUAUCACUCAGGUCGUAUGCCAACACAUAAAUCAGAUAAAAUAUGUAACGGCAACGAAACCAUACAAGAAACUUUAUUAGCUUCUUCUAUUAACCGAGGCCCAUCCAUAAAACAAAGAAUUUUAGAGGGUAGCGGUAAGAGAGAUGGUGUUGAAGUUGAAAAUAUUCUGUUGGAAGAUAAGACGAUCUCUGCCACUUUUAAUACGAAAAGUGAAAAUAUUAAUUUGCAGUUGAUCGAUGAAGAGUCACAGCUGAGCGAGUCUAAGGAUACUAAAAUUCCUCCUAUUUAA
Molecule: messenger RNA, 1392 nt
Organism: Diatraea saccharalis (sugarcane borer)
Lineage: Eukaryota; Metazoa; Arthropoda; Insecta; Lepidoptera; Crambidae
Source: the annotation of a GenBank genome assembly